AUGUUUCAAAGAGACGCCCUUACAGGUUUGCAAAGCAAUAAAACUGUACGGAUUUCUGAUUCAUCUAAUAGUGGAGCUAGUAUCAAGGCACAUAUUAUCAAUAAGAGUAAUAUAUCCAACACCCUAAUAAAAAAAGCAGAAAAAGAUGACCUAUAUACUUUAAUUAAGUAUAAUUGUAAAGAAUCAGAAGUAAUCGAAUGUGGAUCAAAAAGAAUUUUAGCCAUGAA
Messenger RNA from Acaulospora morrowiae, 227 nucleotides. NCBI's taxonomy places the organism in Eukaryota, Fungi, Glomeromycota, Glomeromycetes, Diversisporales, Acaulosporaceae. The record is from the annotation of a GenBank genome assembly.